This is a messenger RNA of Myotis myotis, 1470 nucleotides long. It is a transcript of the gene TEKT5, whose product is annotated as tektin 5. Bases 1 to 1470 code for a protein of 489 amino acids. Gene Ontology annotation, cellular component: sperm flagellum; nucleus; microtubule cytoskeleton. The transcript has 7 exons. Gene Ontology annotation, biological process: cilium assembly; cilium movement involved in cell motility. Lineage: Eukaryota; Metazoa; Chordata; Mammalia; Chiroptera; Vespertilionidae. The record is from RefSeq and is a predicted model, not a curated record.
AUGAUGGAGUUUUUGGGAACCAGUCAGAACGCCAGUUACUGUGGCCCCAAGAAAAUCUGUAGCUUCACAGAUCCUCUGGAUGUGCAGGCCCCAGUGAUACAGGAAUGUUACCAGCCCUAUUACCUGCCCGGGUACCGCUACCUCAACACGUGGAGACCCAGCCUCUUCCACAAGAUCUCCAGCACCCAGGUCUGCCCGGAGGAGGGAGCCACAUGCCAGGGCAUUCAGAAGCCGCCCACCAUCCUGCCCUCCCUGCGCUCGGGGCUCUUCUGUCGCUACAGCUCCCACGACUGGGACAGGUCCCACGAGAUGCAGAUGCGCGGGGCGGAGGCUUCUCGGCUGUGGGCCGGCCGGCUGACCGGUGACUCCAUGCGGCUCAUGCAGGACAAGGACCAGCUGACGAACCAGAUGCAGGAGGGGACCUGCCGGAACCUGGGCCAGAGGCUGUCAGACAUCGGUUUCUGGAAGUCGGAGCUGACCUACGAACUGGAGAGGCUUCUUAACGAGAACCGAGGCUUGGACGCAGUCAGGAAGCGGCUGGAGUGUGCAGCGGAGGAGGUGAACUGCCCAUUGCAGGUGGCCCUGGAGUGUCUGUACCAUCGAGAGAAAAGGAUUGGAAUCGAUUUGGUCCAUGACAAUGUGGAGAAAAACCUUAUCCAGGAGGUCGAUUUGCUGAAAUGCUGCCAAGAACAGAUGAGAAAACUAGCUCAACGAAUUGAAAUACAGCUGCGGGAUAACCGAGAUGCUCAGCAUACUGUGGAGAGGGACCUUGAGGACAAAAGCUCAGCCCAGUUUAUUGACGAAAAGUGUUUUAACCUGAGGAACACAUCCGACUGCAUCAGCUUCUUCCAUGGCAUGGAGAAGGUCGAUGGCACGAUCUCCGUGCCUGAGACCUGGGCCAAGUUCAGCAAUGACAACAUCCGGCACUCGCAGAACAUGCGGGCCAACUCCAUCCGGCUGCAGGAGGAGGCCAAGAACCUCUUUGACACCCUGUCCGAUCAGAUGUGGAAACAGUUCACCAACACCAACCUGGCUUUCAACGCCCGCAUCGCCGAGGUGACCGACGUGAAGAAUAAGCUGCAGAUGCAGCUCGCUAAGACGCUGCAGGAGAUCUUUCAGGCGGAGAGCACCAUCGCGCUGCUGGAGAGGUCCAUCAUAGCCAAGGAGUGCCCCCUGAAGGUGGCACAGACGCGGCUGGAGUGCAGGACCCGGCGCCCCAACGUGGAGCUGUGCAGGGACAUCCCACAGUUCAAGCUCGUGAAUGAGGUAUUCACCAUCGACGACACACUGCAGACCCUCAAGCUGAGGCUGCGGGAGACGCAGGACACGCUGCAGAUGCUGGUAAUGACCAAGUGCCGGCUGGAGCACGAGCUGGCCAUCAAGGCCAACACCCUCUGCAUCGACAAGGAGAAGUGCAUGUGCAUGCGCAGGACCUUCCCCAGCACCCCACGCCUGGUGGGCUACACGUGA